AUGAAAAAUGCCCUAUGCCUGUUCUACCUGUUGAACUUCCCACUUGACGGAGGCGACAGGAGACAAACGCUCUACCGCGCGAAGGUAAGGAAGCCUAUCAAGAGGCAGGAGAGCAAACUUCAUCACGCGGAGCAUAACUACAGCUACCUAGACGAAGGAAGGAAUUCAGAAUAUGAGGAGAUCCUGAACGAUAUCAUUUAUGAGUACGAGGAGGAGGAAAGGAAAAAAAAAGUAAACAGAGGAAAUGGAAAGGUGGGCGAUGAAUUAGGGGGAGGCGAGAGGCAGGCAAGUGGCCACGAUAUCGGAAGCGAUUAUCAGUUAAGGCAUGGUACACACGAGAAAGGGGAAGAUGGAGGUAGGAGGACCUCCGAGGGAGAGAACCCGCAGAAAAAGGGCGCACACAAAUCGACCCCCCAGGAAGAAAUUAAAAGAAUAGAAAAAUUAAAAAGAAAUAAUUUCCUAAAUUUGUGCAACAUAAAUUAUGACGUGCUGAGCCUUCUGUUGAGGAAGGAAUUGAAAGGGGAGGAAGAAGAUGAAGACAAGCACUACAACAAAGUUAGCUUGCUGCUGGAGAUGGAGGCGGAGAAAAACGACAACGAAGAGGAAGAAGACGAAUACAAUGCCAAUGACGACGACAAUGAUGACGACAAGAAUGAUGACGACAACAAUGUCGACGGGGACAACGAAAACGACAGACGCAUGGAUAACCUCUACAUUGACGAUAGCCUUGGCAGAUACCUGCUCAAGCUAGACGGAAACUUUAUCAAUUCCAUCUCAGAGAAGGAAUUUCAUGUCCUGCGGAACAGGAUGUACAAGCAUAUUAUAUACCUGAAAUAUCAGUACCUCCGAAAGUAUAAGAUGGCAAUUCAAACCCUAAAACAGAAAAAGGAAACGCGCACAGAGCACAUUAACAAACAUGUUUCGGUGGUCUACGAGGAGGGGGAAGACAACAUGGAUCAUGAUAACCCCAACGAUGGUGCAUGUAACGAUCUGAACAGAGAAUCAAUCCGUAAAAGUGCUCAGAUAAGCCCUACCGAGCAGACGAAUAACCCACGUAAAGACAACAUCGCCAAGGUUAGCUUUCUACAGCCCAGUAACGACGACCCGGAAAAUCUCGAACAAAUAGAUGCGGAAUUGUCCGUAGAAAAAAUCAAAGAAAUAAUUGACGAUAAUCAAAGGCUCUCCAAACUGCAGAAAAAUUUUAACGACUUAAAAAAUUUCAACAUCUUUCAUCUUCUCGACCGGAAUCUUUUCCUCAACAGUCUACGUGUUAACAACUUCAGUUUUUACAACUACGAUUGCCCUUUGUUGUUCAGAACGAUGAGAUCCUUUGUGCAACAAAUUCGGCAGGGGCGCUUGGGUAUGUCUGUCCCCGAUAAACGCACGCACCUCAGCGACCAAGAGUGUAGCAAAGUGAGUGACGAAAAGAGAAACAACGACCCUGGGGAGGUCCAACAUGAAUAUACGCAAAACUUCGCCGAGGAUCGCUGCGCCUAUUUGUGCCUCCCCAAGAUGAGCGAUCGCGGUUUCCUCAAGUACCAAGACAAAUCCAUCGUAAUUAACGUUUCCACCAAGGGGGAUCAGGAAAAGGAGCACCUUCCCCCCGUCAAGGAACUAAACAUCGACACAGACAAAGGAAUUCUCAUCCUGAGCGCGAACGAGAAGAACCUCAACGUUCAUGUGAGAAAUAUAUGCGAUAAAAUUUCGUACCUAACACAGAGCCUUUCUAUAUGGCCGCAACUGGACUAUGGCAGUGAAGAACUUACCUCACGGAAUGUCCAUAUUAUAAAGAGGAUACUCAUGUUGAUGUUGUUCUACUUCGAUAUAAAGAACCUGUUCGUGAUCUGCUUGGAUAACACAAGCGCAGAGUUCUUUUACCAUUUUCUAAACAGAGAGGAUGAUAAUCUAUUUAAAAAUCUGCACACACAAAAAAACAAUCAACAGGAAGAAUAUCUAUAUGUCAACUUAAAUGAUAUAAAAUUUUCACACAUUUUUAACAGAAAAUUCGUGCCCUUAUACGAUAUGAAAAAAUUUUUUAAAAAUUAUGUGUUUCUCAUGAAAAAGGAAGAAAAGUUUUAUGACAUUUCCUCUUUUAAAAGAUCCUCUCUCUUUAUAUUCUUGGAUGAACAUACAGAUAAACACAAUCACGUAAUUUCCUCAAACGUACAACAUUUUUUUUACUACAAAAAGUUCGAUUAUCCAUUUAUUUACAAUCUUGACAAUAAGUAUACCCUAAACACUUUGCGUAGUUUUAACGAAAUACUCCUCUACCUUACCAGUUGGAUAGACAUUUUCCACACGGGGGAAAAUGAUACCAGUGGGGAUGGGGAAGAUGAUGAAGGUGAGCAGAGAGACGGCGAGGAUGGGGCACCAAGUCCUGAUGUAGAGGAGAUGGAUAAGGAUGUAGAGAAGGAUGAGGACGAGGAAGAAUUUAUUCAAAAUAUGCAAAAUGAACAAGAGGAGGAUCAAGAAAAUGAAGACGAGGAUGCUUACCAAAGGGAUGGAAGAGAGUGCGAUGGGGCGUAUGGGUCAGAGUUAGAUGGGUAUGAUAAUGAAACGCGCGAUCAAAAUGUGGAGGAAUAG
Messenger RNA from Plasmodium knowlesi strain H, 2583 nucleotides. RefSeq names its product conserved Plasmodium protein, unknown function. NCBI's taxonomy places the organism in Eukaryota, Apicomplexa, Aconoidasida, Haemosporida, Plasmodiidae. The record is from RefSeq and is a predicted model, not a curated record. The coding region runs from base 1 to 2583 and encodes 860 amino acids. The transcript has a single exon.